GAGGGUUCGGGAAGGUUUGUUGGAGAGUCCUGGGGAAGUUGGCUUAUAACCUUUUAGAAGAAUUAGAGGAUUUGCGGCUGCCUGACCCCAGCCUAGUGUGUGUAGUGCCGAGGCUCGGGCAGCAUGACGACGGAGACCUUCGUGAAAGAUAUCAAGCCCGGGCUCAAGAAUCUGAACCUCAUCUUCAUUGUGUUGGAGACAGGCCGAGUGACCAAGACAAAGGACGGGCACGAAGUUCGGACCUGCAAAGUGGCUGACAAAACGGGCAGCAUCAAUAUCUCUGUGUGGGACGACGUGGGUAAUCUGAUCCAGCCUGGAGACAUUAUUCGGCUCACCAAAGGGUACGCUUCAGUAUUCAAAGGUUGUCUGACACUAUACACUGGACGUGGGGGUGAUCUUCAAAAGAUUGGAGAAUUCUGUAUGGUUUAUUCUGAGGUUCCUAACUUCAGUGAGCCAAACCCAGAAUACAGUGCCCAGCAGGCACCCAAUAAGACGGUGCAGAGCGACAGCAGCCCUACAGCUCCCCAGCCUACCACUGGACCCCCUGCCGUUUCUCCAGCCUCUGAAAACCAGAACGGGAAUGGACUGAGUGCCCCACCAGGUCCUGGUGGUGGCCCGCACCCGCCUCACACACCCUCGCACCCGCCCAGCACCCGAAUUACCCGAAGCCAGCCCAACCACACACCUGCUGGCCCUCCGGGGCCCUCCAGCAAUCCUGUCAGUAACGGCAAAGAGACCCGGAGGAGCAGCAAGAGAUAACAAGACAUUCUUCCUCCCUUCCCACCACCCACUACAACUCAAGUGUCUCCUAGAGAACACAGCCUUUUAAUAGGCUGUUGGCUUUUGGGGGUGGGGGUGGAUAGGCAGCAGUAUUUUAGCCAAUGAAUUUCACUGGAGGGGUCGUGAGCAGUGGCCUUAUCCACCCUAAGCCCAUGCUCCCUGCCUUGCCCAGCUAAAGCUGCCUAUCUCCUGGGAUUCAAGGCCCUCUGCCCUCUUUCUUCUUAGAAACGACAGUCACAGCCCGUUUCUUGUGUGCGUGAUGUGGAAAUUGAAUCAAAUCCCUCCUUGCUAAUAAAUGUUACCACUCUA
Suricata suricatta (meerkat) is the source of this 1089-nucleotide messenger RNA. RefSeq names its product nucleic acid binding protein 2 (gene NABP2). Gene Ontology annotation, molecular function: DNA binding. The record is from RefSeq and is a predicted model, not a curated record. NCBI's taxonomy places the organism in Eukaryota, Metazoa, Chordata, Mammalia, Carnivora, Herpestidae. The transcript has 8 exons. Gene Ontology annotation, cellular component: SOSS complex. Gene Ontology annotation, biological process: mitotic cell cycle checkpoint signaling; double-strand break repair via homologous recombination; response to ionizing radiation. The coding region runs from base 124 to 759 and encodes 211 amino acids.